GAUGCUCGCUUCUCGUUAUUCUUUGCGUACCACUGUGAAAGGCGGGUCGUCGACGAGAGUGUUCGUGUAACGGAAAAAAAACCUCAAACGAAAAAGAAGAAAAAAAAAAACAGUCGGCUAGCUUUCGAUUGAACUAUUUGCAAGCAACAAAAAAAAAAAAAAGAAUGUGUAUAUAACGGUAAAAAAAAACAAGUGUAAAAAAAACAAGUGUUUUUUUUUUUGCAUAAAUAAAAACGAAACAAAAAUUUCAACAAAACAGGUGAAAGUUUAGUAAAGUGGAAUUUGAGUGAGUGGAGAAUUAUUGCAAUAAGAUAGAAAUUUAUUCAUUCGAACAAGAGUAUAUCAUCGGCUCGGCAGCAUCCAUCGUCAUCAGUUUUUUUUUUUUUUGUAGUAGUUUUUGUAGAGGAAGAAAAAUCUCUUUCUCCAUCUCUCCCAUGACCGUCAUCACCUGAGGGUCCUGCUGCUGCUUGACGCGCAUCCUAGUUGAGUAGAGGAAUUUGUGUUCAGUUGUGCGUUGUUUCUUCUCGUCGUUGUCGUUCUUUGCUCUUCUUUCUCACUCUCAUUGGAAGUGUUAAAUAAAAAAAUCCAAUCAAAGUGCUGUUUCACAGAGUGAAAAUUUGUUCAGUAAUUUAUUUCUUUUUUUUUUUGAAAAUAAAAAUUUAUCCUCAUUGUGAGUUGUUUUAUUUUUUUACCAGUGUGAAGUUUUCUCCGAGAAAAAUGCUUGAGUUUUCUUAAAACACAAAAAAAGAUUUUGGCAACAAAAAUUCAAAGUUGAUUGAGAAAGUUGACAAAAUUCUCAAAAAGUUCCUUCCAAUCUCUCACAUUGUGAACUAAUUACAAAUAAAACACAUACAAAAAGAAACAUAACAUUUCCGUCUGCAAUAAUAUAAUUAUUGUGUGCUCCCAAAACUGGAAUGGAAUACGUUAACCCAACAUUCCAAAGGUGCUUGCGAUUUCCGAGUGCAUUGAUUGCCACAAGUUGAUUUUAGACGAAGUCGCUUGUCAAGACGGCAUUUCCUCCUAAUAACCAUUUGAAAUGCUGCUCAUUGUGCGUUUGAAAAGAAGAAAAAAACCGCACCUAGUUUUAACAGCAACAACCAGAAAUAGACGACAGCACAAACAACACCAAACUCGCAUCAAUAAAAUAAUUCACAUUCCGAUCCCAGCAUCAGCUAGAAGCACAACAACAUUAGAAUUACCAGUAGCAGCAGUAACAACAUCAAUUGUUCGACAACGAACACAAAAAACAACAAAAACAAACAUAACAUUCAAACGCACAACAGCACAAACUACAACAACAACAAAAACAAGGAAUUCAUAACCGUCAUAAUCAUUACACAAUCUAAAUAAAAAUACAAAAAGCCACAAUUAUUUGUGGGUGUGUUCGGAGGGCGGUCAUGUUUGAGCGUCGUCGCCCAAUCCUAGGACUAUUGAUUGGUUUGACCCUUUGUAUAUCAAUAUGGCGAAUAUCAGUGCAAGAGUCUGCAAUUUAUGCCACCGAAUUCAGCUAUGGCAGCAGCAAUCAAUUGGCAUACGACGAUCAUCGUCCGUCUCCAACUGCCUACGAAUUCAAGCAUAUUCAACCCGAACCACCAGAAUUCCAUCAUCACCAACCAUUGCAACAUCGCACAAAUCAAGGACGUUCGUAUUCAAUCGAACCAGGUCACCACCAACACCACCACACAACACCACUCAACUCUGACACAUCAGCAGCGUUGGGUGGUAAUAAUUUAAGUUUAGUUAGCUUCACGUCAUCGUCGUCAUCGUCGGCCACAGAGUUACCCUUUGACAAUGAGUCAUUGCCGGCCGACGACUAUUCAACACUCAUAGACUUUAGGGAUUUCAAAUUUCUCAUCAACCAGGUGCCUUGCGCUCGCACCAACACCGCGUACUUCCUAAUUCUCAUCCACUCGGCUCCAGCCAACGACGAGAAGCGACAAGUUAUCCGAGAAACAUGGGGUUCCGUCCGGAGUCCCCAUCUCCGACUUCUAUUCCUUGUCGGAGCUGUGAAAACCAACAAGCUCCAACACCAACUCGACGUCGAAAACACAAAAUUCUCAGACUUGAUUCAAGGAAACUUUGUAGACGACUAUCGCAACAUGACCUACAAACAUGUCAUGGCCUUAAAGUGGUUCAUCUAUUUCUGUCCCAAAGCUAAAUAUUUGGUGAAGACAGAUGACGAUGUAUUUGUAAACACACUUCAAUUGCUCGAGUAUGUUGACUUGCAACGCCAGCACCAGCGUCCCAUUAUGUCACCAUUCACUCCGCGUACCUACAAUGUACCUAGCAGUUCUUCAUCUUCUUCACCCGACAACACUAGUCAUAUCCUGAAUGUGCUCCAGCCGAAGAAUUUCCUCUUCUGCCAGCGCCUGGCCGAAGCACGGGUAAAGCGUAGCUAUCGCUCCAAGUGGCGCGUUAGUGGCAAGGAAUACGCUGGUCGAUAUUAUCCACCCUACUGCCCAGGCUAUUCGAUUGUCUAUUCGCCGGAUGUGGUAUUUCGUUUGUACAAAGAAGCCCAACAUUCGAAAUACUUUUGGAUCGAUGAUGUCCAUAUAACUGGGACACUGGCCCAGAAUUCAAAUAUCACGAUAACGAGUUUUUGGCCAUGGCGAAUGCAUCCGGGGGCCUAUGAUGAUAUAUUGAGUGGCAAGACUGAUAUCGGCCACUAUUUGUUUUUCUUUGCCUGGGCCAAUAUAAGCGAACGGCAAAUUCGUGACUUGUGGGCCAUGACUUUUGGUCAUUUUAAUUCUACACGUUCAAAUGGUGGCGUAGGUGCUGCGUCGUCGUACAAAUAUGAUUCCUUCAGGUAGUUUAGUUUAUUUAUAUUAUAUAAUAUGUAACGAGUAGAUUAUUAUUAUUUUUUUUUAAUUAUUUUUAUAAUUUAAUUUAAGGUUUUGAAAAAAAAAAAAAGAAAAAUCAUCCUCUGUCUCUGAAGGGCAUUUUUUUUUUUGUCUAAGUUUAUUUUUAUAUGGAUAAGUUUUUUUUUUCUAUGUCCGCUGUGAAUGUAUUGUAUUAUAUGUAUGUAUAUAUUAUGUAUGUAUUGUAUAAACUAGAACAGUAAAGUAAAUAAAAAAAAAGAUGUCAGUUUAAAAAAAAAAAAAUUUUACUUGUUUCUUGUGGCUCUGGCUAAAUAGUGUGGCAACCGUUGUUGUUUGGAGUUAAAUUUAGAUUUAUUUUCUAUUUGAUUUACAAAUGAAAUUACUUUUGUAAGAAUUGUAUUCCUUUUAUUGUGCACAUUCAUUCCAGAAUACAGGGUUAUUAGAUUGAGUACAAGUACAGUGGUUCGCAGAGUAUUUGAUAGAAUUUUUAAUUUAAAAUUUAGUUGCAAUCAUUUUUUAACAAGAAAGAAGAAUAAUGUUUUUGAGAAUGAAGCAAAGGAAGCUUUUUACAAGAAAUUUUGAUUUCAAUUUUAAGUCGAUUAAACAAAAAGGCAAAUAACAUCUCAGUUUAUUUGAUACAUUUUGAUUAGUUUUAGAAAUAAAAUCAAAAUAAAUCGAUUUAUGGAGCUUUCAACGAUAAGGUCUUUUUCACAAUUUUAAAGUUUUUUUGCAAGGUCGAGAUGAAUACAAUUUUUCAUCAUUUUUGUUGAAUUUGUUUUGAAUUAAAAAUUUAUUUCGGUUUUUUCUUCCAAAACUACUAAUGACUUUUACAGACUUUCUGUUUUCAAUGAGAAAGUUUUAAAGAGAAGAGACGAUGGUCACUGUGGCGUAUGUGUAACGUUUUUUUUUAUAGACGCAAUUAUUAAAUGUUUUAAACAAAUUUUUUUUGUAGAUCACAAAUAAACCUUUGGUGUGUGUUCACUGGCCUUAUGACAUACGCGUUGUACAUUCAAAAACGCCAAUUUUGUAUACACAGCCUUGUGAGGUCUUAGUCUUGAAGAUUUUAUUAACUGAAGACAAUUCUACAUGAUCAAUUUUACCAUAGUUCGUGAUUUCAAUCAUCCCCAGGUUCUUCUUAAUUUUUUUUUAUUAAACUGCAUAUCUACGCACUUUAAAAUUGUUAAUGUGAAUGAUAUUCUGACUUUGUGAUGCUUUAUGCAUUCAUCGUUCUUUGACAUUUACAACAUCAAAAUAGAAUGCUCGUUUUCAAGAUAAAAAAAAAGACUUCAUAAAUCACUUUCGCUCAUGCCACGUCGUUAAUGAUUCUCUUAGGGUACUCCGAUGAUGUAAAGUCUAGAAACUUACAAAAAGGCGUUUAGGUUUCAUAUAAUGGUUUUAAAGUCGUUUUAAUCUAUUACCAACUAUUACCAACAGCGUUGUGUUUUCAAAACUACGAAAAUACCCUUUUGAAGUAUGCUUUGUUUUUUUUUUAUUGAACUACCGAAAAUAAUUUAAUUUUGUUGAGGUUUUAAUGCUUCUGCAUAUGAGUUAAGCUUAAGAUUUUGAUAUUGAUCUUGAUAUUUAUUUUAUUAGCAGAGACUUUAGAUAUAUUUUCAGUUUCACAAAACCUUGAAGGCCUUGAAAACAAAUGUAAAUGCAUGAAAAGCUAUUUUAAAAAUUCGAGGAAAUUUGUAUAUCAAAUUCAAUUUCAAAAUUACUUUAUCAUCCAUGGUUUUCGAAAAAUUUGGGUAUAAGUGAAAAACGUACUACAUAUUUUUAAUUUAAUUUGAAAACUUGAGUGUAUGUAUAGCACAAAAUUAAAAAAAACUAUAAGCUAUUGCAUAAAAAGUGAGAAAGACUUAAAUAAUUUUAAAUCAAUACUAAAUUUAACAAAAAAGAAAAACAAACAUAAUAUAGUAUUCUUAACUACUUGUUUUUAUCUACAACGAAAAAACUAUCAAAAUUUCUUUUAAUCGUUUACAUUUACAUUAUAGUAUUUGUAACGUGCUCUACUGUGUGUGUAAUUCCAAAAAUCAUUUUAUUUUUAAAACUCAUUCCACAUUACUUUCAUUCCAAAAAAAAAAUUGUUUAUUUUUUUUUAUAAAAGUUCUAUUUUAUGACAUGAAAUGAUGUGAAUGAACUAUGUUCUCCUUUUUUUUGUCAGGCGGUUGUCACGCAAUCCUUUAAUUUGUAUGAAAUAAAAAUCAAAUAAUAAUGGUUUAAAAUUUAGAAUCCAUUAUUCUAAUCUAUCUUCCUUCCCUCUCAUAGGACAAGUUAAAAUUCCGCUUGAAAAAAGAAAGAAAAUCAAAUAGAAAUAAAAAAAAAAAAAUAAGUAAAACUUAAAAAUUAUAACUGAAACUUAUGGAAUGAAUUGAUGGGAAACAAUUAAAUUUAAUGUUGUCUAUGUACUUAAGUGUCGAUUAAUAUGUAAUAUUGUAUUGUAUAUGUAAUAAUCAAUCAUUAAAAAAAAAAAACAUUUAUUGUGAUGUUGAAUGUAUAAAACAAACUUAGAAAGAAAGAAA
This is a messenger RNA of Episyrphus balteatus (marmalade hoverfly), 5341 nucleotides long. Its product is annotated as beta-1,3-galactosyltransferase 1. Gene Ontology annotation, cellular component: membrane. The transcript is spliced from 4 exons. NCBI's taxonomy places the organism in Eukaryota, Metazoa, Arthropoda, Insecta, Diptera, Syrphidae. Gene Ontology annotation, molecular function: hexosyltransferase activity. Bases 1398 to 2810 code for a protein of 470 amino acids. The record is from RefSeq and is a predicted model, not a curated record.